Molecule: messenger RNA, 237 nt
Organism: Suillus plorans
Lineage: Eukaryota; Fungi; Basidiomycota; Agaricomycetes; Boletales; Suillaceae
Exons: 1
Source: RefSeq, a predicted model, not a curated record
AAAUUUAUGCCUCGAUAUGAUGGACCAUACAAGAUCGUGGACGCUAACCCUGCAACUUCCACUUACACACUCAACCUUCCCAACUCGCCCAACAUUUGUCCCACCUUCCACAUCUCACAACUGCGCCCCUUCAUCCCUAACGACGCAACACUGUUCCCGACGCAGGAAUUGCCUAGACCCGGACCUGUGGUGACGGAGGAUGGACAAGCCGAGAACUUCAUUGAGCGAAUCUUAGAU